AUGGCCUUGCCCAUCCCAGAUCUGCGGUUUGAAUAUACUUACCUGAAGCGUGUUAGACCGUAUGUUCACGUACAGAGAAAGACAGAGGAUAAGAACACGGACAAGGAAGGAGAGGAGGUAGCUGAGGAUACAGAGGGAGAGGAGGUUGUGACGGUGGAAUGGGGCAAAGUCAUCUGGAUUACGACCAGGGAUCAGGUCAUUUCACCGCUGCUCCAAGGUGCUUUAUGGGGAACAGCCUCCAUCUUUCUUCAGCCAAUGGCCGGCGCCCUCGGCUCUCAGCUACGCCAGUGGUGGCCCUUCGAAUCACCCAAGUCAAGAGGGAAGGAAGGGCGAGGCAUAGGGUAUUUGAGGACAUUGUUUGGUGGAAUUGGGAGCAAUGUACCGGGUAUCGCCAAGUAA
Stereum hirsutum FP-91666 SS1 is the source of this 399-nucleotide messenger RNA. RefSeq lists its product as uncharacterized. The coding region runs from base 1 to 399 and encodes 132 amino acids. Gene Ontology annotation, molecular function: mitochondrion autophagosome adaptor activity. NCBI's taxonomy places the organism in Eukaryota, Fungi, Basidiomycota, Agaricomycetes, Russulales, Stereaceae. The record is from RefSeq and is a predicted model, not a curated record. Gene Ontology annotation, biological process: mitophagy. The transcript is spliced from 2 exons.